Ipomoea nil (Japanese morning glory) is the source of this 1179-nucleotide messenger RNA. Its product is annotated as protein BIG GRAIN 1-like A. The transcript has a single exon. Gene Ontology annotation, biological process: auxin-activated signaling pathway. The coding region runs from base 123 to 1040 and encodes 305 amino acids. Lineage: Eukaryota; Viridiplantae; Streptophyta; Magnoliopsida; Solanales; Convolvulaceae. The record is from RefSeq and is a predicted model, not a curated record.
UCUGCUCAAUAUUCUCUUCUCCUUCUCACUUCCCACCAUAUAUAUAUAUAUAUAAACCUCUGCUUUUCCCGUUUCCUCAUCUUCUUCAUUUUACUCUGAUCUUCUCCCUGUAAUUCAAACACAUGUCUUCCUCCUGGGAAAGGCCAUCCCGGGGGAAAACGCCGUCGUUUUCCUCCUCCCUCUUGGAAUCCAUCUACCACUCCAUCGACGAAUCGCACGGGCGCCAUGACCGGAGCUUCAUCAGAAGGAACAAUUCAUCGGAAGCCGGCGGCCAGGAAAUCGCCAGCCUUAGACGCGCAAUCAUGGUGGAGAAAUGGGUGGAAAACUGCACGAAUAAUAAGAACGCAACUCCGGCGAGACACUUGAACUCCGACUCGAACUCCUCGACGGACUCCAUGGCCAGCAUAUUCUCCUCCUCCGAAGCAGAGUCCUCUGCCUCAAGAUCCUCCGUUUUCGCCGCCCGGAAACCGACGAAGAAGACGGCGGCGAGGAAAUCCAGCAUUCUGAGCUUCUACGGCGAGCUGAAGAAGACGAAGCAGCCCAUCUCUCCCGGCAGAAGAAUCUGCAACUUCCUCAACUCGAUCUUCACCUCCAAGAACAACAAACCCCACCGCCGCGAAGAUUUCGAUUCCGCGGCGGAGGAAUGGAGCUCGGUGAGGAAAUCAAGAUCCAUGAAGGCCUCCACCACCACCGCCGCCGCCCCAUCCUGCCUGAGCAAAACCCCGUCGUCCAAAUCCAAAAGAUCAGUCAGAUUUUGCCCCGUCAACGUGAUUCUCAACGACGACAGCAGCUUUCGAGAUCUCGAGGUCAAGAACCUCGGCAAUAAGGUGGUGGUACGAGGAAUGUACAAUGAUGACGAGGAUGAUGGGAGGAGUUGUGCCAGCUCGGAUCUGUUCGAGCUGGACAACAUCGGCACUGCUGGCGCCACUCAUCAUCAUCAUCAUCAUCAUGUGGAUGAGAGUAGAGACGAACUGCCCGUCUAUGGAACCACAAGCCUCAUGAAAAUCAAUCAAGCCAUUGCUAGUGGGUUGUUUAUGUAAUUUCACAUCUCUUCUCAUAUCAUCAUCAAUCUACAUAUCUAAUUGAGAGAUCAUUAUCAUUAUCAUUAUAUUAUAUAUAUUGUCCUUUGUUUCUUGAAUAUAAUGCUUUGAGAUGGCAACUUGUUUGAAUUUCUAGCAC